AUGUGGCGAGAAGAAAGUUUAUUUAAUUUCUUCCGUCCUUGCCGGGCUGUGGUGUUCCUUUCGUCCGGAUACUGGGUGAAUAAUGCCUUCGUAGGAGAAGAUGACUUGACGAGCGAAAUUAGCCUCAAUAAUAAAGACUCCUUUCUUCAGUUCUUGCCGGGCCACGGUGUUCUUUUUUCUGCUGAAACUGGCUUAAAUAUCUAUCUAUCUAUCUAUCUAUCUAUCUAUCUAUCUAUCUAUCUAUCUUUGUUUAUAUCAUAUCUGUCUGCUUGUAUGAUUAUCUAUCUAUAUGUCGAGAUAUAUUUACCACUAGUUCCUCCCCAUCUAUCUAUCUAUCUAUCUAUUUACUCUCUCUCUCUCUCUCUCUCUCUCUCUCUCUCUCUCUCUCUCUCUCUCUCUCUGAGGAAUAGCGGCACCGACCGGCGACAGGCUCCGACCGGCGACAGGGACCGAUCGGCGACAGGCUCCGACCGGCGACAGGGACCGAUCGGCGACAGGCUCCGACCGGCGACAGGGACCGAUCGGCGACAGGCACCGACCGGCGACAGGCACCGAUCAUAG
Acanthosepion pharaonis is the source of this 561-nucleotide messenger RNA. Lineage: Eukaryota; Metazoa; Mollusca; Cephalopoda; Sepiida; Sepiidae. The record is from the annotation of a GenBank genome assembly.